This is a messenger RNA of Prorocentrum cordatum, 2343 nucleotides long. Lineage: Eukaryota; Dinophyceae; Prorocentrales; Prorocentraceae. The record is from the annotation of a GenBank genome assembly.
UUUCUGUCAAGGUUGACGACCAAUGUCGGGCAGCCCUCGACGUGCAGCAUAGUUAGAGCAGAGGAAUUCAUGAACGGCAGCGGCAGCAGCGGGAAGAGGAGGGCAAGCAGAGGGGAGGAACCGAGGGCCGAGUCGGAGGAGAGGGGGGCGCGUGCCCCCUGGGCGCCGCGCGUUGCUGAAAGACGGCCAGGCUCGGUGGACGAGCACCGCAGCGUGGCCAAAUACCGCAGGGCGAGCACGCCGCGGGCUGGCCCUUGUCAGAGCAGGAGAAGGAGCAGGAGGAGGAGAAGCAGGGGAAGUGGGAGAGUAUUUUCAUAUUGUGUAAUUGUAGAGGAGAAACCAACGCCUGGGAUGCCUCUGUGAGGCAGUCCCUGGGAUGCCUCUGUGAGGCAGUCCUGAACCCGUCUGGCUCCACCAGUUUCAUUUAUACGGCCCAGCUACCACGGCAUCAGUGUGCAGGCCACGGCGGCGCUGCGUCGACAAGCAACCUUGCACUGCACUCGGAAGUGCACCCAGCCGAAAGCAACAGGGGAAAGCGAAUGGACCGGGCGCAGGCGUGGAAUUGUAGGCGGUAGCAGAGGUGUAGAAGUUGUCGCCAGCCGUUGCAUACGCAAGUAUUGACAACGUAUCUCAGACGGCGAUCGCGGCGACACCAAUCAGCAGCAGGACGGCGAGGGCGGCCAGGGAAGCCUGGACGGCGGAGUCUGCGUCGAGGUUCUCGCUGUCGAGGCCGCUGCCGCCCAGGCUCGGGCUCGGGCUCGGGCUCAGGCUCGGGCUCGGGCUCGGGCUCGGGCUCGGGCCCGGGCCGCCGCUGGCACAAAAGGCGCACUGCUCGGCCGUCUUGCUUGCAGCGAAGACGUUGUCCGCGAAGCUACCCACAUUAGUUUCCGGGCAGUAGUAGCAAAGCGUCCAGUCGCCGCCCUUGUCGUUCCGGGGUCCACGGCCGCAGCCGAGCCGGACGGAAGACUUCCAGACGAGCGUGGUGUAGCCUCUGCAUUGGCCGGUGUACUCCGGAACCACCCCCGUGCCACCGGGGGAAUUCUCAAUCUCUGCAUACCAUCUCCCCGCCGCCUCCGCCGCAGUCUCAUCAGACGACCACGCGUGGAGCUCGGUGCAAUAUUCGUCGCCGACAUAUCCGCUGGUGAGAUCAUAUUCGCCAGCGUCCACGUGCGCCUGCGCGGUGGCAGCAGCAGCGUCGUCCCACUCGAAAAAAGGCACGUCGUGCAUGCAGCGGAAGGUGUUGUGCGCUUCCAGGAUUUCUGUCAUCCAGUCCGCACUCAACCCGACCUCGCUCGGGCUCAGGCACGGGGUCGGCGCUGCGGUCGGGGUCGGGAUCGGAUCGGUCGGGUUGUUCGGGUCCGCGCACUGCGCGGCCGUCCUGCUUGCAGGGAAGACGUUGUCCGCGAAGCUACCCACAUUAGCUUCCGGGCAGUAGUAGCAAGCCGUGUAGUCGCCGCCUCUGUCGUUCCGGGUUCCACGGCCGCAGCCGAGCUUGGUUGAAGACUUCCAGACGAGCGUGGUGUAGCCUCUGCAGCUGCUGGAGUACUCCGGAACCGCCCCCGUGCCACCGGGGGAAUUCUCAAUCUCUGCAUACCAUCUCCCCGCCGCCUCCGCCGCAGUCUCAUCAGACGACCACGCGUGGAGCUCGGUGCAAUAUUCGUCGCCCACCAAUCCGCCGCUGAGCUCCAAUACGCCAGCGUCCACGUGCGCCUGCGCGCUGGCAGCAGCAGCGUCGUCCCACUCGAACAGCGGCACGUCGUGCAUGCAGCGGAAGGUGUUGUGCGCUUCCAGGAUUUCUGUCAUCCAGUCCUCGCUGAUCCCGGUCGCGGCCCAGGCAAGGCAGAGCAGCCACAGGAGCGAUGCCGCGAGCACAGCCAUGGCGGCUCGGACGGUAGGGGCACUCGGCGAGAGGCGGAACCAGAAUUGCUCGAAUCAAAAUGGCUGCGGAGAUGUGCCAUGCCGCGAUUGUGCUCUAUAGCGUUGUGGAUCGAGUUCUGCUUUGCAUCCGAGUCCUGACCGAUCUGAUCUGGGUCGUAAGCUCGAGCUGCCUGAGCAAAUAGUAGCUGCCCUAGAGCUGAUUGGCAAGGAGACAUGCCAGGAGGACGCGCCGCGGAACGUCCCAAGGGACGCGCCAGGCGACGUGCCAGGGGACGUGCCAUGGGCACGCACCGCGGGACGUGCCAAAGGGACGCGCUAAGGAACGUGCCACGGGACGUGCCGCGGGACGUGCCAGGGGACGCGCCGCGCGACGUGCCGGGGGGACUCGCCACGGAACGCGCCAAGGAACGUGCCAAAGUGCAAUGUUGAGUGUAUCGAUCUUGAUGUACCGUGCCGACGGCUGUG